CUGUUCCUUAACAUAGUAUGUGUAUGUAUCCAUAGCACAAACACAAUGACUUCAUUUGCAACCCAUUUCUCCCUCCUCACAAUAGCCCUUCUUUCAUUUUCCUGCUUAUCUGCUAACCAGAACCUCCGUCCAUUUGUAUUACCCAUUGGGAAAGACCCAACAACCAAUCUGUUCUACACCUCAGUUGGUGUAGGAACUCCUCGCCACAAUUUCAAUGUCGCCAUUGACCUUGGAGGAUCCCUCCUAUGGUAUGACUGUGACAACCACUACAAUUCUUCAAGCUACCGUCCUGUCCCUUGUAACUCCAAAAUUUGCCCUAAUGAUGCUGGGUGCUCUGGCUGCAUUGAUAGCCCCAUCAAGGCUGGUUGCACAAACGAUACGUGUGGUGCCAACAUAAUCAACCCCUUAGUUGAAGCUAUUUUUCACGGAGACACAGGUGAAGAUGUUUUGUUCAUAUCUAACACCAUUCUCUCUGGCCUCCUUUCCGGGUGUACUAACUCGGAUGUGUUUUCUGUCGACGAACUUCUCAAAGGCUUUCCAAAAACCAUUAAAGGUAUCUUAGGUCUUGCAAGGACACAAUUUGCAUUGCCAUCACAGCUUUCAUUAUCUCAUCACCUACCUCGCAAGUUCUCUCUUUGCUUACCAUCUUCAAACAAGAAAGGACUUGGAAGCCUCUUCCUUGGUGGUGAACCUAAUUCUCAAUCUUCUUCUAAGAUUUUGCUACAAACCACCCGUUUGAUUGUUAACCCCGUCAGCACAGCUCUAAUAUAUUCUAAAUGGGAUGCCUCUUAUGAAUACUUCAUUGCUGUGAAAUCAAUCAAGGUCGGUGGGGAAGUGCUCAGCUUCAAGCCUUCUUUACUUUCCAUUGACAAAAAGGGAUACGGUGGAACCAAGAUUAGCACCACGAAACCCUUCACAGUUUUACACAGCUCCAUCUACAAACCCCUUGUUAGGGGCUUUGUGAAGAAGGCUGCUGAUAGGAAAAUCAAGCAAGUGGGGGCGGUGGCGCCAUUCGGAGCAUGUUUCGAUCUCAGCACCAUUGGCAGGACUGGUACUGGACUGGAUGUGCCUACAAUUGAUUUGGUGCUGCAGGAGGAGAAUGUUGAGUGGAAGAUUUAUGGUGGUAAUUCAAUGGUGUUGGUGAAGAAAAAUGUAGCAUGCUUGGGAUUCGUGGAUGGUGGGAAAGAGGCAAUGACUUCGGUUGUUAUUGGUGGGAGCCAGUUGCAGGAUAACCUUCUGGUGUUUGAUUUAGAUUCUUCCAAACUUAGCUUCAGUUCUUCUCUCCUCCUUCACCAGGCAAGAUGUUCACAUUUCACAGCCUAGCUUGCUAUGAAAUAUGGCUCAGAGUGAUGAUGAUUGAUCGCGUUUAACUUGUUGUAUUUCGUUUUUAACUUCCACUAGCAGCAUUUAGUGUUUUGAGCAAUUCUACUCCCAAUGUACUUUUCUGACUUCUCUUUCCUUGUAAGUUAAUAGAAGGCAUCCAUGACCAUGUGAAGGGUGUGGGCAUCUUCUCUUGCAA
Lotus japonicus is the source of this 1519-nucleotide messenger RNA. Its product is annotated as probable aspartic proteinase GIP2. The transcript has a single exon. Gene Ontology annotation, biological process: proteolysis. The record is from RefSeq and is a predicted model, not a curated record. Gene Ontology annotation, molecular function: aspartic-type endopeptidase activity. The coding region runs from base 46 to 1323 and encodes 425 amino acids. NCBI's taxonomy places the organism in Eukaryota, Viridiplantae, Streptophyta, Magnoliopsida, Fabales, Fabaceae.